GCGUUCCGGCUUCUGCUUCCGGGUCGGAGCCAUGGCGGUGGCAAAUUCAAGCCCUGUCAACCCGGUGGUAUUCUUUGAUGUCAGCAUUGGCGGCCAGGAAGUUGGUCGCAUGAAGAUUGAACUCUUUGCAGAUGUUGUGCCUAAGACUGCCGAGAACUUUAGGCAGUUCUGCACGGGAGAAUUCAGAAAAGAUGGGGUUCCAAUAGGAUACAAAGGGAGCACCUUCCACAGGGUCAUAAAGGAUUUUAUGAUUCAGGGUGGAGAUUUCGUUAAUGGGGAUGGUACUGGAGUUGCCAGUAUUUACCGAGGGCCAUUUGCAGAUGAAAAUUUCAAACUUCGACACUCAGCUCCAGGCUUACUUUCCAUGGCAAACAGUGGUCCCAGUACAAAUGGCUGCCAGUUCUUCAUCACCUGCUCUAAAUGUGAUUGGCUGGAUGGGAAGCACGUAGUGUUUGGAAAAAUCAUUGACGGACUUCUAGUGAUGAGAAAGAUUGAGAAUGUUCCCACAGGCCCCAACAAUAAGCCCAAGCUGCCUGUGGUGAUCUCACAGUGUGGGGAGAUGUAGUCCAGACCAAGACUGAAUUUGCUCUGGAGUGAAACUGAAUGUUGAAAUUUCUGCCUCCAUCCCCAGACUGAAUUCCAGAAGACAGAAACUGACUUGCUAUUAUUCCAUCACCAGCAUAUAGUAUACGCUUAAUAAAGAACGAAUGGAGCUAGAGGACUUCUGCCAACAUCAGGUCUCUGCCUCAAUCUUAUCGUUUGUGAAACGUAGACAGUAAUCCCUAUUUCGCA
Choloepus didactylus (southern two-toed sloth) is the source of this 792-nucleotide messenger RNA. It is a transcript of the gene PPIH, whose product is annotated as peptidylprolyl isomerase H. The record is from RefSeq and is a predicted model, not a curated record. Gene Ontology annotation, cellular component: intracellular membrane-bounded organelle. Bases 32 to 565 code for a protein of 177 amino acids. Gene Ontology annotation, biological process: protein peptidyl-prolyl isomerization; protein folding. Gene Ontology annotation, molecular function: peptidyl-prolyl cis-trans isomerase activity. Lineage: Eukaryota; Metazoa; Chordata; Mammalia; Pilosa; Megalonychidae. The transcript has 10 exons.